GCCGGAAGUGUAAGAAAUUUCGUUUUUAGGUGCGCUGAUCAAGAGCGAACCUGGACCAUACUCCAAAGUCAGUCGGGGAGCACGGGGAAAUCGUAUGAUAUAGCAAUGGGUCCCUUGUGUCCCAGACUCCCACUUUGUGUCCCCGAGUUUUCUCUAACUCCGUUGGAACAACUAAGUAUUGGCGGCCUUCGAGGCCGUUGAGUCUACCGUAGAGUGUUUACGUCAAUCGGUUGCAAGAAGCCACCGAUCCCCUCUAUAGCCCACGGCUGCCUGUACUGGAAUUGAGCAUCCCUGCAGACUCCAACACAGCCUUGCUUUGACAACUUUCUCCGCUCAUAAUCUUUUAAGAUGACAUAACAUGCAUCCCUCUUGCCCAAAACUGCUCGUUUUCUCCCUCUCAAUGGAAACCAAGUAUUCGGCUGACGAUGUCGCAGCGACGAUGAGUCUGCAGAUCUCCUCGUACAUAUAUACAUCGAUGGCUACAUUCUGGACCUAUGGCUACGUUUGUUCUCUUCACGAGGAGUGGACGUUCUUGCUUCUAUCGCGCUGGACCAAGGUAAAAUUCCUCUAUGUUGUUGCACGAUAUGUGCCGUUUUUCCUGUUCACCAGCCAUCUCUACAUGAACUUCACCCCGGACGAGAAUCCCAAUAAAUGCCUGAUACUCGACCACAUUUGCUCAUGUUUUAGCCUAUUAUCAGUCCUUUGUUCCGAAUCAUUUUUUGUCCUCAGAACAUAUGCGCUUUGGAACAAUAAUAGAAUCGUGCUCGCAGCCUUGCUGACUGCCUUCCUGGCUGCCGGCGUAACAUCCGUCGGUCUGUUCUUUGGCUUAAGUGGAACCGUACCAUUUCAGACCAGCCCGAUCCCGGGCAUUUCAGGCUGCUACCAGCCCUCAGACAGCAUCGGGUUUUUCGUACCAUAUAUUCUCCUAUCCGCGCUUGAACUAGGACUCAUCUCCCUCACGCUCGUACGCGCCCUGCAGACCUGGCAGACAGCUAACACCCAUUUAUUUACUGUCCUGCUCAAACAUAAUAUAUUUUAUUAUGCAUGCGGUUUGUUUUGUUCGGUUGUAAAUGUCCUUGCAUCACUGCUUCUCCAUCACGCAUACAAGGCCAUGUUCCAAGAUUUCCAAUUCAUCAUCCUCGCGAUCCUCGCCACACAUAUGCAUCUCUAUCUUUGGCAUAUGGACCGGCACCUACAUGGCUCUGAUGCCCUCACUCUCAUUCCUUUGUCCGAAAUUUCAUAUGGUGUCGUGGGGAGUUCUAGCGCAGGUUCUGCAGAGAGUAGCGCGGUGACUGGAUCUGGUUCGUAGUGAGGUUCCGUGUCUCAGUAGUUGGUUAUCCUUCUAGUCAUCCAUCCAUCCAUCCAUCCAUCCAGUGGUUUCAAGUAUGUUCGCGCAUGUAUUACAUAUCACAGGGCACCGUCCCAGCCCGCUCAACUUCUUGCUACCUGUCCUU
Messenger RNA from Suillus subaureus, 1454 nucleotides. RefSeq lists its product as uncharacterized. The record is from RefSeq and is a predicted model, not a curated record. The coding region runs from base 401 to 1309 and encodes 302 amino acids. The transcript has 16 exons. Lineage: Eukaryota; Fungi; Basidiomycota; Agaricomycetes; Boletales; Suillaceae.